AAAACAUUGGUCAAAAACAGUGACGAGUUUGACUUAAAAAGGUGAGCUAGGGUUUUCAGAACAUACACUGAAGAAUUUGUAAGACUCCAUAAUGUCAAUCACACAUGUCCCCACUUCUAUCUCAUCUUCUUCCUCGGCCUUUUUAGCUUCUUCAAGUUUCAAUAAUAGGAACAGGGGUGCUUCAUUUUCGGUUCCUUUCAAGAAUUCUGGGAUAUGUAGGAGUGUUGCAAUUUCUCAAGAAAAAGAAAUCACUUACAAGACAAAUGUUUCUAGAAAUGCAAACAUGGCCAAGCUUCAAGCUGGUUACUUGUUUCCUGAGAUUGCACGCAGGAGAAAUGCUCAUUUGGCAAAAUAUCCUGAUUCGAAGGUGAUAAGUCUUGGAAUUGGUGACACCACUGAGCCCAUUCCAGAAGUCAUAACUUCUGCAAUGGCAAAGAGAUCACAAGCAUUGUCCACUCUUGAGGGCUACAGUGGUUAUGGAGCAGAACAAGGUGAAAAACCGUUGAGAGCUGGAAUUGCGUCAACAUAUUAUGGAGACCUUGGCAUUGAGGAAGAUGAUAUAUUUGUCUCUGAUGGUGCAAAAUGUGACAUAUCCCGCCUACAGGUUCUUUUUGGGUCUAAUGUAACUAUCGCAGUGCAAGAUCCAUCAUACCCGGCUUAUGUCGAUUCAAGUGUCAUUAUGGGUCAGACGGGACUGUAUCAGAAGGAGGCUGAGAGAUUUGGAAACAUUGAAUACAUGCGGUGUAAUCCGGAGAAUGGCUUCUUUCCUGAUUUGUCUAAGGUUUCUCGAACAGAUAUCAUUUUUUUCUGUUCACCAAACAAUCCUACUGGUUCUGCUGCAACUAGAGAGCAACUGACAAAACUAGUAAAGUUUGCAAAGGACAAUGGAUCCAUUAUAGUCUAUGAUUCAGCUUACGCCAUGUAUAUCACUGAUGAUAAGCCACGUUCCAUUUUUGAGAUUCCUGGAGCCAAAGAGGUUGCUCUAGAGACGGCAUCAUUUAGCAAGUAUGCCGGGUUUACUGGAGUUCGUCUAGGCUGGACUGUGGUCCCAAAACAGCUUCUCUUUUCAGAUGGCUUUCCUGUUGCCAAAGACUUCAACCGCAUUGUUUGUACCUGCUUUAAUGGUGCAUCAAAUGUCGUCCAAGCCGGUGGUCUGGCUUGCCUUUCACAAGAAGGACGGGAUGCAAUGCAAAAGGUGGUUGGAUUUUACAAGGAAAAUGCUGAUAUUAUCAUGGAUACAUUCGAUUCACUUAAUUUUAAUGUUUAUGGAGGCACCAAUGCACCAUAUGUGUGGGUACAUUUCCCUGGUCAAAGUUCAUGGGAUGUCUUUAGUGAGAUUCUUGAGAAGACUCAUGUGGUUACGACACCAGGUAGCGGGUUUGGACCCGGUGGCGAAGGUUUUAUUCGGGUUAGUGCCUUUGGUCACAGGGAAAGUGUUUUAGAAGCCUGCAGAAGGUUCAAGCAACUAUACAAGUGAACCAGUUCCAGCCUCCUAUUUUGCCUAAGGAUUCGGAUUAUUACUACGUUGGACCUCCUGUUCGACCUAAAGAUUCAACCGGAUUAUUACUUCCGUUUGGCGUAAAGAUUAAUAUAGCUGCCUCUAGUCUGUUUUGUUUCUUCAGUUUUAAGAAUCAUUUCUAACAAUUGUAAAAGUCCACCUUCAGAUUUUGAAGGUUGAGAAUUUUUACAUGGAUUGUCUCUAAAUGACAAUGAGAAUAUUUAUGGUUUCCAAUAAUUCGUUUGUGAGUGAAUUAUGCCAUUGUUGUUGAUGA
This is a messenger RNA of Mercurialis annua (annual mercury), 1772 nucleotides long. Its product is annotated as LL-diaminopimelate aminotransferase, chloroplastic. Gene Ontology annotation, cellular component: chloroplast. Bases 92 to 1477 code for a protein of 461 amino acids. Gene Ontology annotation, molecular function: pyridoxal phosphate binding; L,L-diaminopimelate:2-oxoglutarate transaminase activity. The transcript has 10 exons. The record is from RefSeq and is a predicted model, not a curated record. NCBI's taxonomy places the organism in Eukaryota, Viridiplantae, Streptophyta, Magnoliopsida, Malpighiales, Euphorbiaceae.